Molecule: messenger RNA, 585 nt
Organism: Closterium sp. NIES-65
Lineage: Eukaryota; Viridiplantae; Streptophyta; Zygnematophyceae; Desmidiales; Closteriaceae
Source: the annotation of a GenBank genome assembly
AUGAGAGCUUUCCCCUACGUGAAGAUGACACAGGACGAUGCAAAGUGGAAGCAUCCAGAUUUGCGGAAAGUGCGACGGGUUGGGGGCAGUGGCGUAGUGGUUGAUGUUCCAGUGGGGUACGGAGAGGCGCCGAAUGCACAACCUGCUUGUCCAGCACACGAUCCGAGGGUGGCGGAGACAAAUGGGCAUGUGGACGAGGAGACGGAGUCCGGAGGAGUGCCGGUGGAGGUCCAGUGGGGAGAUGUCGUCGAGCUCUGGGAGUAUGAUCCACACCCCUUUAACGGAGCCCGGCCAUCAUCACUCGCCUCUUCUCUUGUGGUGCAUGCGCACACGGGAGAGGGCGUGCACUCCGAUCUCAUUGAAGGAAGCACCCCUUGGACCUCCCACGCCGAUUGUGCAAAUGGAAAGACGAUGACACCUGAAGAGGUGGCUGAAGAGCUGGGGCUUGCAGCCAACCAUUGGGCAGGUGAUCAUUCGGGGUGUGGCCAAUUGGGACGCAUAUCUCGCUGCGUGACGGAGGGGUGGGGCAUCGAGACAACGAUUUACGAGAAAGGAUCAGAGAUUGACAAGGCGGUGCAGGAUUGA